UUACUUAGCCCUGCUGCUGUGUUUUAUCUGAUGUUUAAUAUAUCCUUAUAUUCCCACUGGACAGUUUGUUUCAGCACAGCAACCCCGUUUUCACGCACGCGUUCUUUCCCAGAAUUCCUCUGCAAAAGCAAAACGAUGGCGAUGGAUAAUUCAACGCCAAGUCGGCACGAGAAAAGUUUGGGAUUGCUUACAACGAAAUUUGUGUCAUUAUUGCAAGAGGCAAAAGAUGGUGUUUUAGAUCUGAAAGUUGCUGCUGAUCAACUAGCUGUGAGACAGAAGCGGAGAAUAUAUGACAUAACUAAUGUGUUGGAAGGCAUAGGUCUCAUCGAAAAGAAAUCCAAGAAUAGCAUUCAGUGGAAAGGUGCUAGUGCAAAUUAUUCAGGAACAGAAGAUGGAGUAAAUCAAGGAAAUGGUACAGAAAUCUCAGACCGACUUUUGACCCUAAAACAAGAAAUUGAUGAAUUGGAGCAGCAGGAAAAAAAAUUAGACCUGCAUAAGACCUGGGUGCAGCAGAGUAUAAAGAAUGUCACAGAUGAAGUCACAAAUACACAGGCAGCAUAUGUCACCCAUGAAGAUAUUUGUCGAAGUUUUCGGAUGUUACUUGCCAUUCAAGCCCCCUCUGGUACCCAGCUGGAGGUUCCCAUACCAGAAGUAGGUCCUGGCUUUAAAAAGAAUUACCAAAUGCAUCUGAAGAGUCAUACAGGACCUAUCCAUGUUCUUCUGGUAAACAAAGACACAGAGGAAACAAGCCCUGUUGUGGUACAGGUGCCCCCACCAAAGGAGGAGGACACAGAAAAUCAGAAUGUGGAUCCAAACCAAACACAAAAUAAAUCAAAGAAUGCCAAGCGCUCACCACAGAAAUCUCCAUUACGUCCAUCACAACCAUCUUCCGAUGUGGAAUUCCCUACACGCAUGUCAACAAGGUCAUCUCCACGGAAACAAGGCCAAUCAUCACAAUCAGUUCCUUCCACAUCUGAUCCUCAGUCCUCACUGGAUUCUCUUCCUGGUGACAUUCUGUUUGAUCCCAAUGACCCCAGACAUACAGGGCUCGAUAUCCCAAGUGAAGGAGAUUUAAUAGAGGAAUUGAUGUCUUCUGAAGCCUUUGCUCCACUCCUCCGGUUAAGCCCCCCACCAUCAGACAGGGAUUAUUACUUCAAUCUGGAUGAUACAGAAGGGGCAUGUGACCUGUUUGAUGUCCCUCUCUUAACCAAUUACUGAUCAGAAAACAACAGUUCCUCCACUACCUCAAGUGCCUUUACAGGGACCAAUGCUUGUAGGCUAGACUGUACAAAGUGUACAGACACAACCCAGCCAGUAGAUGCUAAUUUCUCCCAGAAUUAUUCUAAACAAGAGAGUUAGAAUAAGAUUGUGGAGAUUCUGUCAGAGAAGUUUUUACUUAACUCUAGUGCUGUUCUGCCUCAAAUCAAUUGCCCUGGAAUUAAUAAAAAAAUUCUGAGCAAUAUUUUUCAAAUGUAUAGGUCUGGCCUUUGCAUGUACUUAACGUUCUGGAAAAUUCAUAAAAUUCAGUUGCAAAGAUACAUCUGUCAACACUGUUGGUACCUUCUCAUGAAGUGCAACGAAGUGCUUGAAGAUUUAUUUGGAAACAAGUUUAGUAGUGCUAUUAUUUAAGCAAUGUUAUGAAUUUUAGACUGAUCGAACCUUCACUGAUGGAAUGGAGUAAGCUUGGAGUGAUAUGUAGAGCUGGAGUUUCAUUUAUAUGUAUUUUGCAAAAAUAGAAAGAAAAAAAAUUGUUACUUUUAUAAUUCAUAAUUCUUUUUAAAAAGUAUGAAAUGUCAUUAUAGGUCAUAUAUUUUGUAUUUUUUUUUUAGGGUUGGGUAUUAUAAAUUUGCAUAGUUUACUUAGAUGUUUAGAUAAUUAUUUUUUCUAAAGCAAAAUUUUCUUAAAUCGUGGAAUAAAAUAUUUGAACCUUUUCUAUUUUAGUAGAGAGAUGUUAAUUUGUUUUGUAAUAAGGAAAGCAAAAUAAAACCCCCCAAAAAGAAGAUCUAGUAAUAUAUUGCUUCUUGUAUUUGACUAUUAGGUUGUGUGUUAGGAUUUUUUUUAGUGCAAUUAUGUAUCAAAGUAUAUAGGAUCAAUAAAUUGUAUAUUGAGAAAGAAAUCUGGUUAAUUGUAAUGUACAUCCUUUAAAUCAGGUUCUGAUUCUUAAAAAUGCACACAAAUGUCUAAGCACCAUUAACUCAAUGUCUUGCAUCUAUGGAUAUGCUAAUGUUAGUACAAAGUUCGGCAGAUAAUGUUUGUGUUACAGACAUACAUUGUUUUUUAAAUGCAUUUUUUAAGGCCAUCUUCUCACUGUUACACUUCUGCAUGGUUUCUUAUUUAUCUGUAUAUAAGAUAUUGAUUAUGACUUUCUUGUUAUGUCAUUUUUUUGUUACUUGAAAUUUGAAUUGUUAGUGUUGAAAAAUCUGGUAUUUUUAUAUUUCACUUCCUUCAUGUACCGUUUUGUUUGUGUAAUCAAAGUUGUAAGUCUUUGAUUUAGUUCUGACAGCUGUAUUGCUCUCAGAUUCAUAUUAUCUUAUGUUUCUUAGCUAUGAGAAAAAAAAGAGAAAAGAAACAACAAUAAUAAUCACUAUGUAAAAAGUUAAUUCCCAAAGUUAUAAUAUCAAUUUUUUUGAUGUCAUCAUAUUCUUUAAAAAAAACCUCUAGAGUACUGUUUCUACGGCUGGAAUGUCAGUUAAGAGCUGUUUUUUGCAAAUAUUUUAUAAAGAUAAUGUAAAUGAUAGAAUUCUGAAAGUUACAUGUUACAUUUACAUGUA
This is a messenger RNA of Saccostrea cuccullata (small rock oyster), 2771 nucleotides long. Its product is annotated as transcription factor E2F5-like. The record is from RefSeq and is a predicted model, not a curated record. Gene Ontology annotation, cellular component: RNA polymerase II transcription regulator complex. Lineage: Eukaryota; Metazoa; Mollusca; Bivalvia; Ostreida; Ostreidae. Gene Ontology annotation, biological process: regulation of transcription by RNA polymerase II. Gene Ontology annotation, molecular function: protein dimerization activity; DNA-binding transcription factor activity, RNA polymerase II-specific; RNA polymerase II cis-regulatory region sequence-specific DNA binding.